GUAUUAGCAUCUGCGCGAUAGGUAGUACAGUGCAACGAAGUGAAGCUGGAUUUACAUGGCGAAAAAUUACAACAUGGCGGCGCCGCUGUCGCGGUUCGGCGUGCUGGUGGCACAACUGGAAUCCAUAGUGGCCUCUACAGUUCAUAAAUCUCCGGAGCCACUCCUCUGCUUCGAUCUCCUCUCCGAUCUCGUCUCCGCCAUCGACGAGGACACCAAGGAAAAUGUUUUGCUGUGGCAAAGGAGAUGUGAGGAUGCGCUAUAUUCCCUGCUUGUUAUUGGUGCACGACGGCCCGUGCGUCACUUGGGAUCAGUAGCGAUGGCGAAGGUCAUAUCUAAGGGAGAUGCGAUAUCGAUUUACUCUAGAGCUAGCAGCCUUCAGGGAUUUCUUUCUGAUGGGAAGAGGAGUGAACCUCAGAGAAUUGCUGGUGCUGCACAAUGUUUGGGAGAAUUGUACAAGUACUUUGGUAGAAGAAUCACUUCAGGUUUAUUUGAGACAACAAUCAUAGCAACAAAACUUAUGAAAUUCAAUGAGGAGUUUGUAAGACAAGAGGCAUUAUAUAUGCUUCAGAAUGCUUUGGAAGGCUCUGGUGGUAGUGCUGCUUCAACAGCAUAUUCAGAGGCAUUCCGUCUCAUAAUUAAAUCUGCUACUGGGGAUAAGUCGUUUGCUGUGAGAAUAGCUGCUUCAAGAUGUUUGAAGGCAUUUGCUAGUAUUGGAGGUCCAGGCUUAGGUGUGGCAGAACUUGACAAUUCAGCCUCUUAUUGUGUUAAGGCAGGCCCUUGAAGAUCCUGUUCCAUCUGUUCGGGACGCCUUUGCUGAAACUUUAGGUUCCUUGCUUGCUCUUGGAAUGAAUCCUGAGGCACAGGUUCAACCAAGGGGAAAGGGUCAUUUACCUCAAGCAAAAAAACUAGAAGGUGGAUUGCAUAAGCAUUUGAUUUUGGCCUUCACAAAAGCAAGUGGAGUACGGUCUAGGGAUGUUCGGGUUGGCCUAACACUAUCUUGGGUAUUCUUCUUACAGGUGAAUUUUGACAUUUCUUUGAUGAGUGUUUACUUUACAGUUUGUGUAGAGGCAUUCUUCUUAUUGAGAUUUGUAGAUUGGAUAGUAUUGUUAUUUC
Messenger RNA from Gastrolobium bilobum, 1113 nucleotides. Its product is annotated as protein SWEETIE-like. The coding region runs from base 56 to 781 and encodes 241 amino acids. The record is from RefSeq and is a predicted model, not a curated record. The transcript has 7 exons. Gene Ontology annotation, biological process: carbohydrate metabolic process. Lineage: Eukaryota; Viridiplantae; Streptophyta; Magnoliopsida; Fabales; Fabaceae.